Molecule: messenger RNA, 729 nt
Organism: Alternaria arborescens
Lineage: Eukaryota; Fungi; Ascomycota; Dothideomycetes; Pleosporales; Pleosporaceae
Exons: 2
Coding region: 1-729 (242 amino acids)
Source: RefSeq, a predicted model, not a curated record
AUGUCAAAUCCCCCUACGGAACGGAGCCUGGCGCUGGCUUGCUUCGUGGCACAUGUGCUACGAUGGGUUUUCGAUUCACCGUUCCAUGUCGACGAUCCAGAGUGGGAUGAUAUGAACAACGAAUACUCUUGGGUUGCAAAAAUGUGCGGCCUUCAGAUGGUGAGAACAUUAGACACCCUAGCCACUAUCGGGAUGAGCCAAAACGGUCACUUCAGAGAAUCUGAAAUCCCCAAUCUAGCUGCGAAGCAGUCUGCAGACCUUUAUGACGAGUUUGCUAACUACCUUCCUUUGAACCAGUCGCUCAAUCAUGAUGGCUUCAAGCUCAAAGGCUGGUUGCAUGAAGUCAUGCGAUUGAAGUUGGAGCUUCUGGUUUCGCGAUAUCAUCAUCGAAUCGAGUUCGUCAGGCCGGGAACCAUGUUCGAUAGCAGCUGGAUGACCGAGAUACCCGACGAAGAGGGCAGCGCAUUGGUAACAGACACGCAGUAUCGUGUUCGUCUUUGUGUCAGCCCCGCUCUCGUGGGUCGUAUCGACGAUACGAAGUGGUCGCAAGGACCUGUAUCAACUCACGAACCUGAAGAGUACAAGCUUGCUCUUUUGGAAUCCAUAGACUUCUUCGCCGAAAACCCCGUUCAGGAAAAGGCUUCACCCCGAGACGGGUUUAUCAGCCGAGCCGUGGUACUUGUGGAAGCAGUGCCAAAAGAUGGAGGUAUGGAAGCACGAUCGCAGUAG